UGACUGCCAAGCCUUCUCAUAGGUAAGAACAUAGAAAAUGCCGCGCGGUGGGCGAAAAGCGGGCAACAAGAGCGGAGGCGCGGAGCCGCGAUCUUUCUUCUACCAGUUUUCGAACCUGUAUCGUGCGGCGCUGGAGAAUUUACAGGACACGACCUCCGACCACGACGUGAAGCAGAAUAAAACCGCAAUCCCGUCAAUAGCGCCAGUCCGUCAAAUUCCCGACCAGUUCCGAUCUAUCGACACAUACGCGGACAUUUUCUCCGGCCUAGUUGGCGCUGAGUGUCACGCGUUCGUGAAGGAGCAGUGGCGAAUACAUCUGGCCAGUGCUGACAGUGGAGGGAAAUACUAUAAAGGGUCGUCGUCGUCGGCAUCUUCAAGCACGCGGGGAUGGUUCAAUUCGUCAGCUAGCAAUAGCCGCAGCAGCUCUUCCUCUUCUCUCUCGAAUAUCUACCCGGUGGAAGUGACCGAUGCGAGUUCACGAACGUCCGGAGUCCAGCAUAACUUGCUCACGGUUUGCUUCUCGAAUAAUCCCUCGACCGAGCCGGUGCGCAGUUUUCAGCGCCACUGCAUCGUCGCCGUGCGGGUACAAGGGUCGAGGCAUUGGCACCCCUUUGUCAUCGCCACCAGUAACGCAAAUGAGCUCGCCUUCAACAGUAGUUCAGGGGGCUCGAGCACGAGCUCGUCAUCUGCAUCAUCACAUCGGGACAACUUGCUGUGGACCGGUGGUCGAGGUGGUGGGACUAGUACACCUCUGACUUUGCAGCUUUUCACAACGCAGACGGAUGUUAUUGUUGGAAUGGAGCAUGAUGCGCCGGAUAUUAUUUCGUCGUCCAAAGCCAGAAGCAAAUUAUCAGCGACAAAGAACUACUAUUUUUACAGUGGCAGUACUAACGCGGGAUCAAAUAAAGCGUCCUUCUUCCAGUCGGCUUUUGGGUUCGAGGAGUUCAAUCCAAAUCACCACCGUCCCCCGGCCGGGCAACGGCGCACCGCCGAGCAAAAAGAGCAGGACGCGAAAAAGUUGUUCUUUAAGAAGAAGCAGCACUAUAGGUCUGUGUCGCAGUUAGAGCUCCGCAUUGUCGCGGACUGCUGCCUCUACACUCGGAUGUACGAAGCGGCAAAUUUAAUCGCGCGGGUGAAGUUGCCGACCAGUGGGGGCAACGGGGAGAGUGACCGGCUUUCUUUCUGGGCACAACUGUUGGGAUCCGCGUCCUCGCAGCAUAUGGUUUUUGACAGUAGCUCCGAGGAAGACGAGGAUGAUGGAGAGCAAACGGUUAGCUGCUUACCACUUGAUCGACCACUAGCAACAGGAAACGCCGCUCACCCCGACCCAAAGAAGCAGCCAGAGGCGCGCUGCGGCGGAAACGCAGCCGGAGGCACUGACUCAUGUGGCACUUCCACCCCUGCGACAGGAGAGAAAAUGCAGAUCAUCGAGAUGCAAACAGCCGGGCUAUUGAAACUGAAUCCUGCGCAGCAAACCGCGCUUCGUCUGAGCCACACAAACCCUCUGGUUUGCAUCCAGGGUCCCCCGGGAACGGGAAAAACAAGGACGAUUGCGCAGAUUGCGCAAUCGCUUUUGGCGACAGGAAUAGAAACAUUCGCUGGAGGAGCAGCUGCUGUAGAAAAUAUUCACAAAACCUGCUUGCUCAUUUGCGCCGCUUCUUCCAACAAAGCCGUGUGCAACAUGUUGGAGCGCUUCGUCGCAGAGGAAGAGAAAACGUCGAAGCGAGCCAAUCUGCACCACAAGAAGAAAAUUGCUUACAUCGGGGUAGACGAGAAGAUCCCGGACCACGCACGGCCGUACUUCGUACACACGCGGGUGGAAUAUUGCACGACGCAGGAGGAUUUUGAAAAGUUACGACAAGACGCACCGAACUGGUGUUCGCAAUUUUCCGAUUAUUCGGACUUUCUUGCCGCGAAGAGUAGAGCGCAGCAUGCGAGAUUUGGCCCUGUGUUGCGCACGGACGAAUCGUUGGAGACGGAACUGUUGAAGAGCGCUGACAUACUGUUUUCCACGCUCGCCUGUCUGGGACGCCCACGCAUGGUCAAUUUGCUCAAGCCGGUAAAUUCAUCUGCAAGAACGAAAGUUAUACGAGGGAACAAAAGCUGUUCAAGCAUUGUAACUGUGGCGCUCAGAAGAAAGAUCUUUCAGAAUGGAUUUUCAUACGGAGCAGAUGCUGCAGCACGUAGCUACGCGGACGAUUAUGGCGAGGAGUCGCCGCUCUCCAGCGGUGCGGAGGAGGAGGGCGAUGUUGUGGCUGGGGUCGAGGUUGCUGACCUUCAUCGUAACUCGGCACCGACGAUGAUGCGAGACAACGAGGAGUCAUAUGCGGCUGGCAGCGAAGAUUCAUCUUGCUCGAGCAUUGCAGACGAUGACGCUGACGUUGAGGGGCUGGCCGACUGUAUUUCGGACGACGACCUACGGAUGUCGCUGCAGCGGAAGUUUCCUGAGGUGGUUGCAAUGAAUAAAAAAUCCUCUGCAAGCAAGGUGGAUGUAAAUAAAAUAGCCUCGUCAGCAGGAUCGAAAAACAGACAGAAGGAGCAGUCUGCUAGCUCUAGCUGCACCGCGACCCCGACAUCAAAUCUGCAAGGAGCAUCGGAACAACAACUACAACCGCAGAGGCAAGAGCGACAAGCGCAAGAACCAGAAGGAAGAACGCGCCCAAAUAACACUAGCAGUAGCACGACCCAACAUCUUCCUCGCCAGCUCUUCAUCAUCGUCGAUGAGGCCGCGCAAGCGGUCGAAGCGGAGACGAUGAUUUGUCUGGGGCUGCAGCCAGACAGGCUGAUUUUGGUGGGCGAUCCCCAGCAGCUGUCCGCCACCGUGUUGUACUCGGAGCAAUGUAGAAAAGCCGGGUAUACAAGAAGCUUGCUGGAGCGACUGAUGAAAAACGAGGCGGAGCAGAACGGCGUGAAAACACUCAAAAGCUGCAAUAAGCUUCCUGGAAACAAGCUCAACGCAUCCUACGCGACCGCCCCGGUGCAGUUGUUGGACACGCAAUACCGGAUGCACCCCGAGAUCUGCAGAUUCGUCAAUCAGCGGUUUUACGGAGGAAAGUUGAAGACCUGCCACGAAGUUGGCGGGAAAGAUUCACACCAGCAGCUCCCAUCCUGCUUGCGAUCAGAUUCAGAUCGGUUGUCGAAUAUUACGCCACGACUUGGAGAAGGAGACUUUUUUCGACUAUCGAACCUCGCCGCGUUGCUCCAAAGUCGGCCAUACUUGAUUGUGGACCACGGGUUUCUCGAGGACCGGUCGCGAUUCAGUAUCAGAAACGAAAAGGAGGGGGAUCUGCUGCUGAAGGUGCACAGAAUUCUAACAGGUUGUGACUUGUCUUCGUCGUUAGUAUCUGGGAAAAAUUAUGUCGAUGACGAGGACGUGAAGAUCAUCACUUUCUACAACGGACAAAAGGACUACUUGUCCCGCUCCCUUCCCAACUAUGGCCGCAACAUUGUGCACACGGUGGACUCAUUCCAGGGUAGCGAAGCGCCGGUCAUCUUACUCUCAAUGGUCCGCUCCUCGAGCCAGCACGGGUUUCUGUCGGAGUUCCGUCGAUUGAAUGUCGCGCUUUCCCGCGCACAGCACGCGCUGGUGGUCUUCGCAAAUGUGGAGGGCUUGCUGCAGAAGAAGGCAAACUCGUCUUCGCCAGAUCAAGAACAGAACGAGGUGACGGCUUUUCUGGAAGAUGCCCGGGCGAGGGGCUGCGUAAUUUCUGCUGCGGAUUUUGAGAAAGAAGUGUUUCAACAAAACAGGAGCGCAAAGAUGAAGCCGGCUGCGGCGCCAUCGGGUGUUUCUGUGGUUGAUGAUGAGCAAGUGCCUGGCACCACCUCAACAAAACGGUUGACUGAGAAAGAAAUCAAGCCCGCUCUGAGGAAGCAGCUUGUGAUAUCGAACGCUGAUCAGAAGAGAAACCGGAGCCAGGCGCAAGUCUCAAGUCCUGCGGAUCGGAAUGCGGCUCGUGAAAUAAGUACGAAGAAGAAGAAAAGAAAAGUUCUUGUGAAGUCGAAAGCAAGACGGUAGUAGCUGGUAAGUAGUUCAAAUGCCAUUCAUUCCGCUACAGUGUCAGAGGAAGAGGAUAGCUUCUACUUAUGUAAAGAAGUAAAAGGAAAAGCACGCAAAUUGAAAUGCUAAAAAGCGACAUCGAUCCCCAAGACCUCCGCAAGUGAUGCUUUCAUUUGCAAGAACAAGUGCAAG
Amoebophrya sp. A120 is the source of this 4189-nucleotide messenger RNA. Lineage: Eukaryota; Dinophyceae; Syndiniales; Amoebophryaceae. The record is from the annotation of a GenBank genome assembly.